Messenger RNA from Phyllotreta striolata, 7258 nucleotides. The record is from the annotation of a GenBank genome assembly. Lineage: Eukaryota; Metazoa; Arthropoda; Insecta; Coleoptera; Chrysomelidae.
AAAUAUUUAGGUCUCUACCAAUAUAUCCCUAAUAAAAGGAUUAAAAGUAAGUAUUGAUAAAAAUAUAAACAAUACUGACUCACAAUUUGGAUAAAUAUAUAAAUUACAUUUAUUCCAAUUGCACGACAUUGUUCGUCUGAAAGUCAAAUGCACAAGUACCGAAUUCAGUACCUACUUGUAUCGAAUACAAAUUUUCGACCCAUUGUCUCGCCAUUGGAUCAUCGGUAUAUAUUGGUCAGUGGUACUCACGUACUCGUUCAAGUUCGAGAUACAAGUACCAGUGCCAGUACCUCGUUCGCAGUCGAUGCUAUUUUGCAGGUAAAAUAAUUCGCGAAGCUACCAUGAAAUCUGGAUGAGUGAAUAGACAUCAGUGAGUGAAUAGACAAAAGUACCGGUACGAAUAUGAAGCUGGUGGUCUCGGUGUGCGUAAAGUUGUGCUUGAUUUGGUUGUUGGUCGAAGGCAAAUCGACGAAAAAUGACGAUUUACCUGGAAGAGCAGUACCGGAGCAGUACCGGAAACGUCCGUUUUUCAAACGAGCUGAGUACGGGGAAACUACACUGCCUUUGAGGAAAGCCGUGGAAAGCUUGCCUGAUGUUACCAGCGAUUCCAAAAGACUGCCACUCAGAGACGCUGUGGAAAAACGCCCCGUUCCCGAACUAUCCCGGUACCAAAACACUGACGGUUGGUACAACCAACGGAAAUGGUACUCGCCUUCGUCCGGAAGCGGCCAAUACUCGGACGACACCGUCGAAAUUCUGCCGGAGGAACCCCAAUACGCGUACUAUCCGCAGUACUACCCUUUUCAGGGCACCUACUACACACCUUUCCAGUAUUUCCGGAGCAUUUUGAACGAUUAUAAACCGUACAGAAUCAGCAACAUUUACCAAAGUCUUUUGGCCAGUCCUCCAAGUUCACCAGCCGGAAGAAAUCCAGAUGCUGCGCAGAUUUUUAUAGGGAGGCCGGAAUUGAAGAAAACCGCCGACGAUGAUAAAAAGAUAGUUUGCUACAUAAACGGUGUAGCUUCGUACAGAAAGGAACCCUUGGCAUUCAACCCAGAGGAUUUGGACCCUUACCUGUGUACCCACGUGGUCUACAGAUACGCCACAAUUGAUCCACUCGCUUACACUCUCACUUCGAACGACGAAGCUUACGAUAUCAUUCAAGGCGGUUACAAAGCAGCGACUACGCUGCGCGACCAGAACCCGCAGCUGAAGGUACUGGUAGCAGUGGGUGGAAGCCCGACGGAUGGUUCUCGUCGUUUCAGUACCAUGGUGUCCAAUGCCAAGAAACGCGCCGAAUUCAUUCGGUCCGCGAUAGCCUUCAUCGCUAAGUACAACUUCGACGGGUUGGAGGUGGAUUGGUCGAAUCCUGGUGCAGAAGAACUAGGCGGACAAGUCACUGAUAAGGAAUUCUACCAGGUUUUCCUCGAGGAAAUAUCGGAGAUAUUUAAAACCUACGGUUGGGUGCUGGCGCUUUCGGCUCCUGCGUCUCGAUUUAAAGUCGAGAACGGAUUCGAACCGUCGAAGCUCGGUACCAUCGUCGAUUUCGUUACCAUUCAAGCGUACGAUUUCCAUUUAGAGAAACAGCCCCUAGCAGACCAUCAUUCCAAUUUGUUCAGCAGACCGGACGAUUCGGGAUUAGACAUCUUUCUAAGCGUGGAUUACGCCGUCCAAUUCUGGCUGAGAAAGAGCUUCCCCAGCUCGAAGCUCGUCCUGGGCGUACCUUUCUUCGGCGUGUCGUUCACAUUGCGGUACUCCAACGAGACGGAUGUCGGAGCGCCGAUCAGCGGCGCCGGUCGGGAGGGUUUCUACACCAGGACGCCCGGUACUCUUGCGUACUUCGAAAUAUGCGAGAUGAUCUUGAACGAGGGUUGGUUCCGCAGCGAAGACGCCUCCGGUUCGCCUUUCAUCGUCAACGGCGACCAAUGGGUCGGGUACGACGAUGAGCAGAGCUUGAAACGAAAGAUCGAAUACGUCAAGGAGCAUCAUCUUGGCGGUGUAACAGUAAAGGCUGCUGAUUUCGAUGACUUUAAAGGCUUGUGUGGAGUAAAGUGGCCUUUGCUUACUCUAGUUAACAACGAAUUAAAAGGUACUACUUCGACAUUUCUGACGGAUGCCUACAUGCCACCGACUAAACCUAUAGGUAGAUGCGACUCCUUCGGCUACUUCAGCGAUUCGACCAACUGCGCUUCGUACUACAUCUGCAAAAAUGGCUUGUUGUACCACCUAUCGUGCGGGUACGACUUGAUGUUCAAUCCCACUAACGCCAAAUGCGAGCCGGUACGUCCGGAAUUCUGCAGGCCAGGGGAAACAGUCUACAUCCCCAACGCCUUGAAGGAACUCCAAGUACCGACCAAAAAGGAAAACGUGAUAGAAGAGGAUUCCAAACCGAAGGUGGUUUGCUACUUCACGAAUUGGGCGUUUUAUAGAAAAGGCGACGGGAAGUUCGUACCCGAGCACAUAGAUCAAAGGCUCUGCACCCACGUGGUAUACGCCUUCGCCAGUUUGGAUGCGGAGAAGUUACUCAUCAAGGAAUUCGACCCUUGGGCUGAUUUGGACAAUAACCUCUACGAAAGGAUGACUUCCUUGAAGGACACCAAAGUACUGCUGUCGUUGGGCGGUUGGACGGAUUCCACGGGCGAUAAGUACUCCAGGUUGGUGAGCGACGGAUCGGCACGAAGACGGUUCGUUAUCGGCGUCGUAGGCUUCCUGCGCAGGCACAAAUUCAGCGGGCUACACUUCGAUUGGAAUUACCCGACCUGCUGGCAGAGCAGCUGCAAACGAGGCCCGUCCUCGGACAAAGCCAACUUCGCCAAAAUCAUUCAAGAACUGAGAAAGGAGUUCGAGAAACAAUCGCCUCCUUUGAUUUUGGCGGCCGCCAUUUCCGGCUAUAAAGAGGUCAUCGAUUUGGCUUAUGAUCUUCCAGUACUCGGCCAAAACGUCGAUUUCCUGUCAGUGAUGACCUACGAUUACCACGGAGCUUGGGAAGGACAAACAGGCCACGUCAGCCCUUUGUAUAGCAAACCAGGCGACAAGUACCCCCAAUACAACGUCAAUUUCACCAUGGAGUACCUCGUGUCCAAAGGAGCUCCUCGCGGUAAACUGCUGGUAGGAGUCCCGUUCUACGGGCAAUCGUACGAGUUGAAAUCGAAGGGUGGUUCCGGCGAAAACGCUCCGGCAAACGGUCCCGGCGAACCAGGGGAGUACACCAAGCAACCAGGAAUGCUGGCCUACUACGAGAUAUGCUAUCGCAUCAGAAACCGAAGAUGGAGCGUCAGCCGAAACGAGGGAAGACCCUUCGCCUACAAUGCCGAUCAAUGGGUCGGAUUCGAAGAUGUCACCUCCGUUAAAGAAAAGGCAUCUUACAUAAGGUCCGGAAGAUUUGGAGGAGCUGUAGCUUGGACAAUAGACCUAGACGACUUCAAUAAUCUUUGUUGUGAAGGCUCGUUUCCUUUGUUGAAAACGCUCAGUUACGAGUUGGGCGUUGCGGGCGAGAAACCCACGGCGUCCGAUUGCACCAAGCCGCCUCCGCCGUCUACGCCCUCUCCUCCGGAAACCACCACCGGCGUGGAUUCGGGCGCCGAAUCCGACCAUCACCACCAUCAUCACGAAGACACCAGCACGGUAACUUCUACGACUCCUUGGUGGACGACGUCUACGAGUACAAGCAAGCCCACCGCGCCUUGGUGGGAGCAGUCCAGCACCACCGCUGCUUGGUGGACUACCACCUCGACGACGACAAAGAGACCAAGUCGUCCGGAAAAUCCUGUGGUAAUACCACCACCGGCUGUCAUUAGCCCGGAGAUCGAAACGCCUUUCAAACGUUGCGAGCCAGGUCAGUACUUGCCCGACAAGAUGAACUGCAACGCGUUCUAUAGAUGCGUCGAUGGUGAGCUGAAAAAGCAGUACUGCGCAGGUGGAUUGCAUUGGAACAGGGACAAACAUAUUUGCGAUUGGCCAAGAGAAGCCAAUUGUAAAACUUCCAAUGAUCAUCAGAAACCUACACCAACAAGCAAACCGACUAAUAAACCGACAAGCAAACCAACAAAAAAACCUACUACUACAACAACUACUAAACCUCCAACAACGACUCUCCAGCCGGCGAUUUCGAGCGGUACUUGCGAAUCUGGGGCGUACUACCCGCACGAAUUGUGCAACCAUUUCUACGUGUGCUUCAACAACAGAUUGGUGGACCAAGUCUGCGCUCCGGGUCUAAAUUUCCACGCCCAGAGCGGCAUGUGCGAUUGGAGCUUCAAGGUGAAGUGCACGAACAGGAGGAAAAUGGGAGAAAGGUAUACGAUCAAACGUGGACAAUAUCCCCAACCUUACUCGAAAUGCGAGGGCAACACCUUCGCUGCGCUUCCAGGUGAUUGCAACCAGUACAUGCAUUGCCAAUGGGGCAAGUUCGAAAUAAGGCAAUGCGCUCCCGGAUUACACUGGAACAACGAAAAGAAUUUGUGUGAUUGGCCGCAAAAUGCUCACUGUACAGAAGACGUAGAUAACAACGAAUUAGAUGUGGAUACCGGUCCGGAAACGCCACCGGAUAAUUGGGACGUACCGAGUAGUACCGCUCCACCUAGCACUACUCAAUGGAAGCCUCCUUCUACGAGUUCCACCCAGUGGAGCCCGCCUUCUACAACCGAAUCGUCAGGAGAAAACCAAUGGGAAUGGCAUCCACCCAUCCCUCCUACAUCAGAAAAACCGCCCCUUCCAGCGCCCCUGAAACCUCUAUCAGGCUAUUUCAAAAUAGUAUGUUACUUCACCAAUUGGGCCUGGUACCGACAGGGGCUGGGUAAGUACCUUCCUGAAGAUAUCGACGAAAAUCUCUGCACCCACAUUGUGUACGGAUUCGCCGUUCUGGAUUACUCGAACUACGUGAUCAAAGCGCACGAUUCCUGGGCCGACUUCGAUAACCAAUUCUACAAGCGCGUGAUCGAGUACAAGUCGAAAGGGGUGAAAGUAUCGAUUGCUAUUGGUGGUUGGAACGAUUCUUUGGGCGAUAAGUACUCCAAGCUGGUUAACAAUCCGGAGGCUAGGAGGCGGUUCAUCGAGCACGUGGUCAAAUUCCUGGAUAAAUACGGUUUCGACGGGCUCGAUUUGGAUUGGGAGUACCCCAAAUGUUGGCAAGUGGAUUGUAAGAAAGGUCCGGAUUCAGACAAGCCAGCUUUCGCCCAAUUCGUCAAAGAACUGAAAGACGCCUUUAGACCUAGAGGUUACUUGCUUUCAUCCGCCGUAUCGCCCAGCAAAACUGUAAUAGAUGCUGGUUACGAUGUGCCCAUAAUAGCUGAAAACCUCGAUUGGGUGGCUGUGAUGACUUACGAUUUCCACGGUCAAUGGGACAAAGCCACAGGUCACGUUGCUCCGUUGUUCUUGCAUCCCAAAGAUGAAGUAGCCUUCUUCAAUUCGAACUACUCGAUCCAUUAUUGGAUAUCACAAGGCCUGCCUAGAAGGAAGCUAAUCAUGGGUAUGCCCCUCUAUGGACAAUCGUUCCGGCUGGAAAAAGCCUCCGAAAACGGUUUAUACGCCAGCGCUCCGGGACCAGGAGAAGCCGGAGAAUUCACGCGAGCAGCAGGUUUCCUGGCGUUCUACGAAAUAUGCCACAACAUACAAACAAAAGGUUGGACGGUGGUACAGGAUCCUCUGGGUACGAUGGGGCCGUACGCCUACAAAGGCGACCAAUGGGUAUCCUUCGACGAUGAGACGAUGAUCGCGAAGAAAUCGGAGUACAUAAGGAGAAUGGACCUCGGAGGCGGCAUGAUUUGGGCACUGGAUUUGGACGAUUUCAAGAACAGAUGCGGCAGAGGUAGACAUCCAUUACUCACCAUCAUUAGAAACACCCUGGCUGAGGCGGGCGAUGGACAGCAACGACCCAUCGAUGAUCUUCUACCCAACACUAUAGAGGAACCAGAUAACAGUUUAGCGCUGCUGCAGGAAAAACAGAACAAGCACAAUCCGGUACUCGAGUCGCUAGUCGAUCCUACGUCUCAAUUCAAAGUAGUGUGCUACUUCACUAACUGGGCUUGGUACCGACCGGGCGUCGGUAAAUUCGUACCGGCAAAUAUUGAUCCUGAUUUGUGCACCCACGUAGUCUACAGUUUUGCUGUUCUUAGUGACGACGAAUUGAUCAUAAAAACGCACGACAGCUUCACCGACUUCGAUAACAAAUUUUACGAGAAAGUGACGGCCUUGCGAGCGAAAGGCGUGAAAGUACUGAUAGCCCUGGGUGGAUGGAACGACUCCGCCGGCGACAAGUACUCGCGAUUGGUCAACAACCCAUCGGCGCGGAGGCGGUUCGCGGCGCACGCGGCCGAUUUCCUCGAGCAGAACCGCUUCGACGGGCUGGACCUGCAUUGGGAGUACCCCAAAUGCUGGCAGGUGGAUUGCAACAGGGGCCCGUCGACGGACAGAGCCGGCUUCGCCAAGCUGGUGGAGGAACUGUCCGAGGCGCUGGCGCCCAAAGGACUCCUUCUGUCCGCCGCCGUGUCCUCCAGCAGGAAGGUGGUGGACGCCGGGUACGACGUCCCGACGCUGUCCAAGUACUUGGACUGGAUCGGGGUGAUGGCGUACGAUUACCACGGCCAAUGGGACGGGAUUACCGGACACGUGGCUCCGAUGCAUCGCCAUCCGGAGGACGUCGACGAUGAAUUUAACAUGAACUUCACCGUCCAUUACUGGCUGGGAAAAGGCGCCGAUCGAAGCAAGCUGGUGCUGGGCAUGCCGAUGUACGCCCAAUCGUUCACGCUCAGCGACCCGGCCGCCCACGGGCUGAACGCCGCGACGUCGGGCGGCGGCGAGGCGGGCGUCGCGACGCGCUCUCGCGGCUUCCUGGCCUACUACGAGGUCUGCGCGAACGUCCAGCGCAAGAAUUGGACCUUGGUCAGAGACGAGCGAGGCAGGAUCGGGCCGUACGCCUAUUCGGGCGAUCAAUGGGCGUCGUUCGACGAUGUAAAUGCGAUCAGGCGCAAGUCGGAGUACGUGAGGCGGAUGGGAUUGGGCGGCGGGAUGGCGUGGGCGCUGGAUUUGGACGAUUUCAGGAACCUGUGCGGCUGCGAGGAGUACCCGCUGCUCAGGACCGUCAAUAGGGUGUUGAGAGGGUACAAAAGGGCCGAUCCUAAAUGCGGCAUUUGAAGGAGGUUCGGAUGAAUGAACGUUGAAGUUUCUUCUAUGCAAAAUAAGCAAAUGGUUAUAGAUUGUCUUCGGCUACGGUAAUUUUAAUAAUGCUUCUUAUGAGGGGUUAAAACUUAAAGGGAUUUGUCAU